GUCCACUGACAGAUGAUAGUAUGUGUUAUUUCUCACAGGGCUUCCAAAGCAGCUGAGUCCAGGACCUUAAGGAAUGUCACACAGUAGUUGCUGAACUAACUGGAACUGAAAGGAACAGAAAAAGAUGGCAGUCCGUAUUUGAAAUAAACACGUGGACUCUCACUGAUAAGAAACCAUGUCAAAAAAAGGACGGAGCAAGGGCGAAAAGCCUGAGGCACUGAUUGUUGCCCUACAGGCUGCCAAUGAGGAACUCAGGACUAAGCUAACAGACAUUCAAAUUGAGCUGCAUCAGGAGAAAUCUAAGGUUGCUAAACUCGAAAGAGAGAAGACUCAAGAAACGAAGCGUAUCCGCGAAGUGGAGCAACGCAAGCAGACUGUGCAGAUCACAGAGCUAAAAGCCAAACUCCAUGAGGAGAAAAUGAAGGAGCUGCAGGCUGUGAGGGAGAACCUCAUCAAACAGCACGAGCAGGAGAUGACGAGGAUGGUGAAAGUCCGAGACAGUGAAAUCCAGCGCCUCAAGUCAGCACUGUGCGCACUGCGGGAUGGGAGCAGUGAUAAAGUACGGACAGCGCUGACUAUUGAGGCUCGUGAGGAGGCCAGAAAACAGUUUGACUCUGAGCGCCUUAAGCUUCUGCAGGAAAUUACUGAACUGAAGUCUGCCAAAAAGCAGGUAGAUGAGGCCCUUAACAAUAUGAUCCAGGCCGAUAAGAUCAAGGCAGGUGAUCUUCGGAGUGAGCAUCAAUCCCACCAGGAAGCCAUUUCCAAGAUCAAAUGGGAGAGUGAAAGGGAUAUUCGACGCCUGAUGGAUGAGAUCAAGGCUAAAGACAGGAUCAUAUUUUCAUUGGAAAAAGAACUGGAGACACAGACAGGCUAUGUGCAGAAGCUGCAGCUGCAAAAGGAAGCUCUGGAUGAACAACUCUUUUUGGUGAAGGAGGCAGAAUGUAACAUGAGCAGUCCCAAGAGAGAGAUCCCAGGAAGGGCUGGAGAUGGUUCGGAGCACUGCAGCAGCCCUGACUUGCGCAGAAACCAGAAGAGGAUAGCAGAGCUGAAUGCCACGAUACGGAAGCUGGAAGAUCGGAACACAUUGCUUGUUGAUGAACGAAAUGAGCUGUUGAAGCGUGUCCGAGAAACUGAGAAACAAUGUAAACCUCUUCUGGAAAAGAACAAGUGCCUCACGAAGAGAAAUGAUGAACUUAUGCAGUCUUUGCAGCGCAUGGAAGAUAAACUCAAAGCAGUCACUAAAGAAAAUAUAGAAAUGAGAGAAAAAAUAACAUCACAUCCUCCUCUAAAGAAGUUAAGAUCUCUCAAUGACCUGGAUCAGGCUAAUGAGGAACAAGAAACUGAAUUUUUAAAGCUUCAGGUCAUAGAACAGCAGAACAUAAUUGAUGAGUUAACAAGGGACAGGGAGAAACUCAUUCGUCGGAGAAAGCAUAAAAGGAGCUCAAAACCAAUCAAGAGACAUGUGGUGGAUACAGUUUUUGGGUUUGAUGAUGAUUCUAUGGACUCUGAAACAUCCUCUGUGGCCUCAUAUAGAACAGACAGGACACCAGCAACCCCAGAUGAUGAUCUGGAUGAGGGUUUAGCAGCAGAAGAGUCAGAGCUGCGGUUUCGACAGUUGACAAAGGAAUACCAGGCCCUGCAGAGAGCAUAUGCACUGCUGCAGGAACAGACAGGAGGGGUCAUAGAUGCUGAAAGAGAAGCCAGGGCUCAGGAGCAACUUCAAGCUGAAGUCCAGAGGUAUAAAGCCAAAAUAGAAGAUCUGGAGAAAACUUUGGCUCAGAAAGGGCAGGACUCACACUGGGUGGAAGAUAAGCAGCUUUUCAUUAAGAGGAACCAAGAACUUCUAGACAAGAUAGAGAAAACGGAAGCCGAAAACAACCGUCUGCAACAGGAGCUGCAGGAUGCGCGAGACCAGAACGAGCUGCUGGAGUUCCGCAACCUUGAGCUGGAGGAAAGAGAGAGACGGUCCCCGCCAUUUAAUCUCCAGAUUCACCCAUUCUCAGAUGGUGUGAGUGCUCUACAGAUCUACUGCAUGAAGGAAGGGGUUAAGGAUGUCAGCAUCCCAGACCUUAUAAAGCAGUUAGACAUCCUAGGUGAUAAUGGGAAUUUAAGGAAUGAAGAGCAGGUGGCCAUAAUUCAGGCUUCCACGGUAUUGUCCUUGGCAGAAAAGUGGAUCCAGCAGAUUGAGGGAGCUGAAGCUGCUCUGCAUCAGAAGAUGAUAGAACUGGAAAGUGAUAUGGAGCAAUUUUGCAAAAUAAAAGGUUAUUUGGAGGAAGAAUUAGACUACAGGAAGCAAGCUCUUGACCAAGCAUACAUGAGGAUCCAGGAGCUUGAAGCCACCCUGUACAAUGCUUUGCAGCAAGAAACAGUGAUAAAGUUUGGGGAACUACUCACUGAAAAACAGCAGGAAGAGCUGAGGACAGCAGUAGAAAAGCUAAGACGUCAGAUGCUGAGGAAAAGCAGAGAAUAUGAUUGCCAGAUUCUUCAGGAGAGGAUGGAGCUGCUCCAGCAGGCUCAUCAGAGGAUCCGAGAUUUAGAAGAUAAAACUGACAUCCAAAAGAGACAAAUUAAGGAUCUGGAGGAAAAGUUUCUAUUUCUAUUCUUGUUCUUCUCUCUUGCCUUUAUUCUUUGGCCUUGAUGUCAAUGUGCCUCUUGGAAAGGUAAGGCUGUUUAUUUAUUUCCUCAAAGCUAGCACUUCUUGCACAGAGUGGAGGAUCCCAUCCUUGUGUGUUUUCAUGGAUGUUUGGAGUCAGUGAAUGCAGCAGGUUGUUGUCAAUUUGUAAUAGUUCACAGUAGGGGGUUGUUGUACUGCUGAGUUGCUGGUGAUAUUGUGCUUUUCAUAAUUAAAAAAAUAAAAGCUAACAAAGAAUUUCACAGUAUCCAAAAACCAAGGGAAUUGCAGGGGAAAUUCAUUGUUGAUGUUUUCAAUGAGAUGUAGAUGGAAAACAGUUAAAAUAACCUCAACCAUAAACACACUCUGAACUAACACUCAGGAAGGCAAUCAGGAUGUUAAAACAGGUUAAGGGCUCUGUGUCCAGGAGCAGGAAAAAUACAAAGGUGGUCAAGGAAGAAUGAUCAGCUGCUGAGAGACAGGAAGGGAAAGACAGAGAAAUGGAAGGAUUUUUCUGGCUCAGGAAGUAGCACUACUAAAAGGAGGUAUUGGAGAGGUCUAAAAAAUUUGUCAUAGAAUGGAGGGAUGGACGGACAGACUGCUUGCUAUUGUUCACUGUCUAAUACAAACAAUUACCAUGUGAUAAGCUUAAAGUAAACAAAAAUUUAUAGUUAAGGACACAAGUUGUAAAGAAGUCUGUCACAAUAUGCUUAGCAGCUGAAAGUUCAGAGUUGAAAAAGUAACAUGAAGAUGGGGAAAUAAAUCAGAGAACUAUAGUGGUCCCAUUUUCCUCUGUGGCUAGCCACUUCUAGAACAAGGAUGCUGGCCUAGGACAAUUUUUCUUUUGAUCCUGGAUAACAGAAGUAGACAUAGCCUAGAAAACAUAAUGUUAAAGUCUGAAAAACAUUUAAUGACAGAGCAUAAUUUUCUGAUUUGGGGACAGACUCUUACCAUUAAAUUUCUCAGUAUCUCUCAGCUCUGGCUUCAGCUGUGUCAAAGAGUAAUUCCUCUGCUCUUCACUUGAGACAAGCUGAGAUACAGUGGUGUGAAAGAUGUUCUGCCAUGCCCUUCCACCAUUUGUGCCAGAAAAAGCUCAUUCUUUUUUUCCAGAUACAGUUCAAGGCAUUGAUUGUAAUUAAAUGGCAUGGGUCUAGUUUGGUGGGUUUUCCUUUUCCCUUUAAGGAAAAGCCCCUACUUUGUGCUUCAUUUCACCUGGACCAAAGCUUUCAUUUGUAAUUUUGUGCUGAUGCAGAGAUGAUUCUCAGAAUUAUGCACAUCAACUGGAAUCCACUGCAUCCUUGCUUGGCCAGACCUCAAAAUGAAAAUGAAAAUGAAUUCCAGGGGCUGAGGCAGCAAUAUACAUGGAGUUUGGCUUGAAUGGGUAACAACCAAUAGAAAAGAAUUAGGAUAAAUGUGGACAGAUCAGUGAGCACAGCUCUUGUAAACAACAGUCAGUAACAUUAUCAAGUUGCUGCUGCUUAAAAUAUACUGCCUUGAUCCAGUGAUCAUGGAACGCAUAAAGUUACAACUGCAUACUUAAUUGUGUUCCUACUGCAGGAUUUCUGAGAAUUAUAGUACAGCGUGGUAUGGCUGUGAGAUGUUUUAAGUGGCUGUGACUGGUGAACGGUUGACUUUACAGUUUCUUGCUUAUUCGUAAUGGGGGGGGAAAAAAAAAAGAGAAAUUCUUCUGCAACAACCAAAUUAUGGACAGAAUAAUUUUAAGAAGCCAAGAUUUUCACAGUACACAGUAGUAGCAGAUAACUUUAUAUGACUGUCUUUUGCUGUACCACAGAAUCAUGAGUCCAGAACAAGCAGUCAACCUGGAGGGAGAUUCCAAAUAAAAAAGUUCUUGGAUUUAAGGUGCACCUUAAACUGCUAGUGACAUUUGCAAGAAUCUGCCUGUGUGAAUUUUUUCAAUUUCCCUGUGUUGUCGUCCUUUCCAGUUGCUAUUGCAACGAGAAUUAUGUCCUUGUGCAGCAUAUGAGAAAAACUUGGGCAAUAAGAGGUUCAGAGUCUUCUUUAUAUACAGUUUUCACCUACAUUUUCCACCAGUGUGGCUAUAGUGUUGGUUCUCUAGUGAGUACUUGCCUCUUCUAGUACAGCUACAGAAUUGGUGAGAAGCUUAUACAUCUUAGUUUUACCAAUACCAACCUCCUAAUACCAUUUGCUGGUAACACUUAGAUCCUUUUGGCCUAAUUUGAGGGCAGGUAUUAGCUGGUUAGAAAAAGCUAAUGAGAUGCUUAAGGUCAGAACUCCAUAUUUUUCUUAAGUUCUAGAGGUUUGCUAUUUUUCACAUGAAGUCAUCCUACCUCCAUGGGCUGCUGGGUCCUGUUCAGCUCUCGCUCUCCACUGAGCUGAUGCACACCUUGCUGUUGUGUUCCUAAAACAGGACUAAUAGUCAAAACAACAUAAACAUUUUGUGCUGUCUUUAGGGCUGACACAACAGUCCCAGUUGCACAAUUUUCUAGUGCAACUGAUGUCAUUGCAGGGAAAUUUACAUGGAUCCCUUAGGGACUGUGUCAAGACUUCAUUUCUUUCCCUACGCCCUUUCUCUCUCCAGCCUCCUACCUGCCAUUCUGGCCCAAUCUUCUUCAAUGGGUUUUCCUCUUGUUUUACAUAACAUCUAGGGUUUAGCAGGUGUAAAUCCAUUUGGGAUCACUUUGUUGAGCCCAGGAAGGCUGCUCUAACUACAAUGCCAAGAUGAGUUUCACUCACUGAAUUCACUGUUGCUCCGUAAUGGCUGGUCCCUGAAGCACACAGGGGUCCAGUUCCCCAUAGAGAGGACGAGAAGCAUCAGUAGGAGCUGAAAUGUGGUUUACAGCACCAGAAAGCCUGCUAGGCAGAUGUGGCACUCUUAGGAUCACCCAGGAGAUGAAAGGAUUCUUUUGCCUUUCCCUUCCUGCUUUUUCAUAUUUAGCUUUAUGAACAUCAGGUAGGGAUCAACAAGACAGAUUACGGUGAGCUGAGUGAUUGAGGAAGCAGCCACGACAGUGGUGGAGAUAACAGUGAUUUAGAGAAUCAACGUUGACUAUGAAAGUGGAAAAAUCUUACGGGUGAGGUGUGUGUGGGGGAUAUAUAAACUCAAUGCUUUUCCAGAGGAUCUGCACUGCUGUGAACUCCCUUGAACUGUAAAGACAGCUGCAGCAGGCCCAGCAUCACAACACUCAUGAUACCUGUAGAGUGUUUUACCAAGGCCAGUCACUCCACAGGUGCAAAGCAUCAAGUCUUGUAGCAGUUCCUCAAAAACAAGGUAAUGGUAAGCGCCUCAUUCCUUGCCUUCACCCCUGCAUUUUCCUCUAUGGGAUCCUCUCCCGUCCAUACCUGAGGGGAAAUCUCCAGACACAAGCAAUUUGGGAAUGGUGUUGGCAAGAUGGAGAGGGAUUUUGGCAAAGUUGUGUCUUCCGAGGCUGGAAUACAUGGAAUUGGAGAGAAUAACGAAUGUUGUUUUGUGUUGCAUUGUUUUUAAUGCAUUCACAUUAAAACACACCUGCCUACCCAGGUGAUUUAAUUCAGCACAGGUGAGCGUGGCAUGGGGGGUGUGCCAUCAGCAUUUCUUCCUACAACUAUUGAGCUAUAUAUAUUGUCAUAUAUACAAUAUACUAUAUAUAUUGCAGAAUUGCUUUACUUCCACUGGAUGCAAGUAAACUGUCUUAGCCUUAUCAUAAGGCACUUCAAACAGAUACCUGACAAAACAAACAAAAUGCCCAGCUCAUCUAGGGAGCCACGUGAUGGUGAAAAGACUUUGGUUUUGUUCAUGUCUUGGUGGAGUUUAUCCUUUACCAAUCUUCUAACCAGCAGAGAGAAAUCCACAGUGAGUUCACAGAUUAUACUUUCUGGUUUCCUUCUCACCCAGAGUGAACCCAGGACUCACUGCUGUACUGAAAUAAAAAAGGACAAGAACGUGCAAAUAAAGGAAACCAUGUGUAGCAGAUACAGUAUCCAGACCAGAAGCUAAUUCCUGUUUAUGUGGGGGUUUUCCUACCUGCAUUUUCUCUGUGCUUGUGAACAUAUGUAUUCACUUAUUUGUGAUCACAUAAGGAAGUGUGGUCUGUGUGGAUUUUGCGGCCAAUGAAUUUUACUAUGUAGGUUUGAAUGCUGAGGUAACAAAGAUAAAAUAUGCCCUUUUUUUCCUGGUCUCAAACCUCAGAACCAAAGUUCUUUUCCAUAGGAUAGGCUUUCUCAGAACAGCAGCAGUUUCUGUUUGCCUCAAUGCUGCAUUAGCCAAAAUUCCAGGCUUGCUCUGACAACCUAAGGAUAUUGGCUGCUGCCACAGCUCUUGUUAUGGGUGAAUUUUAGACAUCUUUGGUUUAAGAGUCAUUGAAACUUGUACAUACUAUAUAUGUGAAGAUGCCCAUCGGGACUUCUAUGCACCACAAGGUUGCACUUUGUGAGGUUUAAAUGGACAAGCUUAGCAAAAUACACAGAAUUCUCACAAAUGCUUUUCAUACAGACAAAACCAGUUUUACACUGAUAGCUAUAAGAAACUGACCUUUUCAGCUUCCUGAUUGAUAGAUUGUAUCUUGGCAAAGCUGGCAUAGGUAGGUAGAGGAACUUAAAAACUUACAAUUUAUCUGAUACAUAUGUUUUUUGUUUUUUGUUUUUUUUUUAAACUUUUAGAGUGCCCGACCACACAGAUAAGUCCUUAUAAAGGCAAAUGCUUCCACCCCUCGAUGAAGAGAAUAUUGUUUACAGCUAUUUUCAAAAUUAUAAAAAUGAACAACCUGUAGCCAAGACUGCAACCACCUUAUAUUUUAAAGCCAUCACUCAAAAUUUGUUACCUGACAGUUCCUGUCUAAAGCUAUGAUAUAUGCUGCAUCUAAUGAAAUCCUGUAUGUUGAAAUUACAAAAGGGGAAGAAAAAUAAACUGACAACCUACAUCACCUAGGAAGAACUUGAAGGGAAGGAACAACUUUCAGCUGAUCAAGUCAGUGUGUCUUGGGCAUGGAACCAAAGUUACAAUAGAAAAAUCUAUUCCUGCUGUGCAGGGCAAUCAUUGAAAUGUCACCCUGUCAUCUGACAAAUGGAUCAAAAAUGAACAGAUCAGAGUAGGAGAAACUCAAGAGAUGUUGACAACAAAGUGCUCGAUUUGAAGUGUGUGGCUUUCUCGCUGCAGGGACUCCUGCUCUCCCUCUUUGGUUUUAACCUCAGGAACCAAUGACAGCUGCAAUGUGGAAGGAAGAAAGGAAAAAAAAACCAAACAUGGGGUUUUUUGCAGGAUGGGCAGGACAGGUCACCAUGUUUUGUGCUUGAGAUCGUAAUACAGUACUGCCUGCCUUGGCCAAGGAAUGGAAGUCUGGCAUAAGGAGGGUUUCCAGUGGAGUUGAAGCCUUAUCUCUCUUCACCAUCCCUCCAUGAAGAACAGCAAGUCUAUUAUCAGAUACUUUUCAUACUCUUUAAAGACUGCCAUCGAGAUAAUGACUGUACUUGGUUUCACUAUAGAAUAACCACUGAGGAGCACUGAAUCGGACUUACAGAGUAGCUUCUGAGAAAGAAAAGAAAUGUUGGAGGACAGGGAGGAAAAUUAGUCCCCUUGUGCAUGUGACAUGAUUCAUAAAGCAUCAGCUUCCCACUGUUUUGUCCCAGCUUGGAAAAAAUGUUUUGGUUCAGCUUGUCAACUGACUUUUUUAGUUGGCUUCCUAAUCAAUGAUACAUAGACCAAAAAUGGGGGAGAAACUUUGUGAACACAACCUUAUUACAAAUAAUAAAUAUUGCUAGUCUGUUCAGAUUUUUCCAGUUAAGAGUAACUAAAAGUAGUUUUAAUUUCAAUGCAUUACUUACCUCUGUAAUCAGAAAGCCUGGAACCCAGCCAUGGUGCCUCCCUGAGGCCAUAGGUCCAUGCACCCAGUACUCUGUCAGAAAUGCCCCUGAGAAGCAUAAUGCCUGCAGCAACCACUGUGAGGGUCCUGUGCCAAGGGAGGCAGUGCAGCCAGCUGCACCCACCCUCCCAUUCUCACUGAUGGGCUGACAGUGCACUUCUUGGUGCCUCUGGUUUAAUUUCCUGGGGAAUGGAGUCCAGCCUGUUCAGAUUUUGGGUUCCUGUGGCAAGGCUCUGUCUUCUCCAAUGGAGCUUUAAUUUUAACUGGAAGAAAUGGAUUUCUGUACCACAAACUAGAAAAUUAAGGGCCAGGAUACAGCUUGUGCAAUACUUACACCUUCAAAGCAGGGAUCACAUGUACCAACAUCUUACGCACAUCAGAAGCUUUUAAAGUGUUUUCCAAAGAGCUUCUCCUUUGGUUGCCUGCUUACUUUUACAGAUGAAGCAGCAGAGGCACAAAGCAGUGAGGUCACUUGCCAGACCAACUCAGCACAUCAAAAACAGUUUCUUAGCCAUAGGAAGGAGGAAGUUCCUCUAGUAUCAAGGAUGCCUGCCCUCACAGACACCUUUUUUUUUUGGCCAGAAUAGCUUUUAAUCAGAAAUGUACAUUUGUCCAACUGCAUUGCAAUUUGGGGCUCAGUUUCUCCACAAAGACUGCUAACGUCUUUGUUUUUUGAGUGCCAGGAGAUAGUGUUAAGCCUUCCAUCGAAGAUUGGAAGUUAUUAGCAAGUGAUUUUUUUUUUUCCCUGCUCCUUAAAAUUAAUUUAAUUAUAGAGUGACCACAUCUUCCUGAAACAGUCUGGUUCAGCCAAGGGGUUUACUGAGUUCUGGCACCAAGCUGUAUGUUUGCUAGUUCAUUUUUUAAAGAAAUAUGCUUGUAGGUAGAUACAUUACAGGACUGCAGGCACAUCACAUGCUUUUUGUUCAAAUUCCUUUUCCCUAGCAGAAGAUUCUGUGGAAAAGGUUGACCCAAAUGUACAUGUGCUUUCCACGAGCUAGCAUCUGAGUCCUGAAGCUCUGGAGUUGGGCCCUGGAAGAGUGGUCCCACUCCUGUGACAGCUGGAGAUCACUGAGAUUAACAACAGCUUGUUAGCUACAAAGAGGGGGCUUUCUCUCUGGUUAUUCCUUCUUCCCACCUCACUUUUCUCCUCUGUUGCAGCAUCAGGUAAUUUCACAUCUUCAGGCUGUUUUCCUCAGUGUUUGGGCUGGCAGUUAAAGCACUGAGUUCUUGCAGAAGAAUGAGCAGCACGUGGUUUCAGUGAUGGUGCAAUAACUUCUAGCACUGGUUUGGUUU
Molecule: messenger RNA, 9720 nt
Organism: Cyanistes caeruleus (blue tit)
Lineage: Eukaryota; Metazoa; Chordata; Aves; Passeriformes; Paridae
Source: RefSeq, a predicted model, not a curated record